CUCAUGCCUCUAUCCGCUUCAACCCUCGCUCUUUUCAAAAAGGUCGCGCUCGAAAUAUCGAUUCCAGGCGAGCCACUCUCUCCCCCUCUAGCAGUCAACGAUGUCUAGUUUUUUCAUCAGUUUCAAGGCGCUGUUAGCUUCCCCGGCGUCGGCGUCGUUAGCUGCAGCAGCCCAGUUUUCUUCUUCAGCUUCGAUUGCCACUUCUGCCAAAUCAGUUACUUCAAAAACGGCUAAGAAAACUCCGAAAAAGUCGACCACUUCAAAACCCAAGGCUGAAAAGCCAGCUACUCCCCGAACCACGACCCGACCAUCCGGGAUUUUUAAAAUUGUCCCCAUUUCCCCUGCUUUGGGUCGAUUCCUUGGAGCCCAACAGGCUUCCCGUACCGACGCUGUUAAGCAGAUCUGGAACUAUAUCAAGUCCCACAACCUCCAGAAUCAUGAUAACAAGAGGGAAAUCUUUUGUGAUGAGAAGCUUAAGACCAUUUUCGAUGGAAAAGAAAAGGUCGGCUUCCUGGAGAUUGGGAAAAUGCUAUCACGCCACUUUGUGAAGUCUAGCUGACCUCUUUUUUCAUAUUUUGCCAUUGGUUGCCAAACUCUUUUAAUGUAUGUUCAUGUUUUGAGAGCUGAGCUGUCUGGGGGUAGCCUUGCAACUAAGAAAAAGGUCCAAGCUGGACCUCUGUAAAAAUUCAGUAGGGACCAGGGAGUGAAAGUGGAGACAUUUUAAUUUGGUUUCCUGAUUUUAACUGUACUGUUUAUGGUAACUGGAUCUUUGAACAAUUACUGGUUUAAUCAUUGUAUCAUGAGGAAGCCAUUGUUGAU
This is a messenger RNA of Hibiscus syriacus, 819 nucleotides long. Its product is annotated as protein TRI1-like. The record is from RefSeq and is a predicted model, not a curated record. Gene Ontology annotation, cellular component: nucleus. The coding region runs from base 101 to 559 and encodes 152 amino acids. NCBI's taxonomy places the organism in Eukaryota, Viridiplantae, Streptophyta, Magnoliopsida, Malvales, Malvaceae. The transcript is spliced from 2 exons.